This is a messenger RNA of Heterocephalus glaber (naked mole-rat), 771 nucleotides long. RefSeq names its product olfactory receptor 14I1-like. The record is from RefSeq and is a predicted model, not a curated record. Gene Ontology annotation, cellular component: membrane. Gene Ontology annotation, biological process: G protein-coupled receptor signaling pathway. NCBI's taxonomy places the organism in Eukaryota, Metazoa, Chordata, Mammalia, Rodentia, Bathyergidae. Gene Ontology annotation, molecular function: olfactory receptor activity; G protein-coupled receptor activity.
AUGGACAACCUCACUGCCUUCACAGAGUUCCUACUCAUGGAUGUUGCAGGCUCCCAGGAGCUUCAGAAUCUGCAAGGUGUGCUGUUCUUAGUGAUUUAUCUGGGAGCACUAACAGGGAAUCUUGUUACUGUCACUGUUAUCAUGACAGACACAUCUGCACUUUCCCAUUGUGCUACACAGAUUUUCCUCGAUCUUCUUUUUGGAGCAGUAGAGAUUGCCUUCCUGGUGGUCAUGUCCUAUGAGCCCUUCAAGACCAUUUGCCACCAUCUGCACUAUCGGCUCAUCAUCACCCUGAGUCUGUGCCCCCAGACCAUAGCUGGCUCCUGGGCUUCUGCUAUCCACACAGGUGCUCUGUUCAGGCUUCCCUUCACCAAGACCAAAGUGAUCCCACAAUAUUUCUGUGAUAUUCCUCAAAUUCUGAGGAGUUCCUCUUCAGAUAUCCAGUUUUCUGAAUUUGUAUUCCUUGCUCUAAGUGUUUGCCUUCUCUUAGUGUGCUUUGCCUUUAUGUUAGUGUCAUAUGUUAAUAUAUUUUCAACUUUGCUUAAGACUCAUUCAGUGGAAGCCCAUAACAAAGCCAUGUCCACCUGUACUUCACAGCUGUCCAAUCUCCUUUUAUUUCUCUUAUCUGGAACUGUGGUUGUCUUAAGUCCCAUUGCAAAGAGGCUAUCCCUUAAGAAUAGGCUGACUGCCAUUUUCUACAGCAUGGUGCCCCCAUUUAUGAACCCCAUCAUCUACUGUCUGCAUAACAAGGAGAUUAAUGCUGAUGUAUGA